AUGUAUGUCAUUCUAGAUUUGUGGGAGCUGGAUAGGUUCAACUACAAAUGGCCUUCACCAGACCUGAACCUGAUAUAUAGAAAUUUCUAUCCUACUGACCUAGAGAAAGCUAUGAGCCCCACCCCCGUGAGGUCUGUCAUAGCGGUGCAAGUCCUUAAUGACUCUGAAAUUGAAACAUGGCACAACUUGCAACUGGCUAAGAAACACCCAUUCAUCAAGGCCGUGGUAGGAUGGGUCGACCUCACCAACCCAAAUGUCGAGCAGAAUUUAGUUACACUGGCCGAGAAUCCGCUGUUCGUUGGUGUAAGAGAUAUUCUCGAUGAGCACGAAGAUAAUUGGAUGCUGAGUGGUGAUGUCCAAAGAGCACUCCAUGUUCUUGAUAAGCUUCAGCUGACCUUUGACCUGCUUGUGAGGCCACGUCACUUAAAGUAUGCUUUGCAGCUGGUGGAAAACUUCCCAGGAUUGAAAAUCGUUGUUGAUCAUAUUGCCAAACCACUGAUAAAAGAGCGAGUUUUUAAAGGAUGGGAAGAAGAUAUGGCUGAAUUGGCCAAACAUUCGAAUGUCUUCUGCAAACUAUCUGGUUUUGUGAAUGAGGCAGACCCUACAAAUUGGAAAAGCGAAGACUUUAAGCCCUACAUAAAUCAUAUCGUCUCAUGCUUUGGCCCUCAUCGGUGCAUGUUUGGUUCUGAUUGGCCCGUCUGCAUGCAGUCUAAUGCAUCGUAUGCAGAUGUUUACAACACAUUGAAAGAUUGUCUGAAGCAUCUAACAGAAGAGAACCAGCGACGUAUAUUUGGGCAGAAUGCUGCUGAAUUCUACUCUGUUAAAACAUUGUUGAAGAACUGUUAGAUUGUUACAUUCUGCACAGUUGAAAUGUAAACUGAGAACUGUUGUAUUCAUUUAACACAGAACCAGAGGAGGCAUAUCAAUAUUAGUUGAUAUACCUGCUCUGGUUUAACAUAACAAUUGUUAGAUAGCAGCAAAAUAUACUGCACUAUAACUGGUGCAGACUCAGAGUAUGUAAUGUGCCAUGAAAACAACAAAAAACAAUAUUGGCCUUAGAGAAAUGCAAUGUUGCCUGCUGAUUAGUGCUGCCAUCUAACAUAAAUACUUUCUCGCCACUAAUGGCCCCCACGACGAGAGGCACAAAUAGGUUUGAGCUAUACUAGACAGUAGUGUAUGAAGAAAUUGUGUCAUAUCUGGAAAUACAUAACAGUAGUAAAACACCCAGAAUGUAAUUUUAAAAACCUGCAACUUUGCCAAACCCCGUUAAUAAUGUCCCUGAGAGAUGUCACUGAUUUAUUCACGAAUUUGUAUGCAUCAUAAUUGUCUGAGUGGGGCAGAUUCUAUUCUAUCUCUCCGGAGUGACGAUGGGGGAUGAUGGUUAUAUAGUGUUUAACGUUUAACUUAUUGUUUAUUAAAUUACGAUUAUUAAAUCUUGGGCAAACUGUGGCUAGUAUGUAAAAUUAUCCUCGGUCUCUUUGCUUGUCAUUCUGCUUAGAGUCAGCAAUAGUAAAUGUACUAUUCACUCCUGAUUUAAAUAUAACAACACAUUUAUUGCAUGGAUGUUUGGGCAUCGUAGAGUUUUGUGGGCUGAGAAGAGCAAUCGAGGAUAACAUCGGGUUUCGACGUCCACAAAACUAUAUAUCCCUCACAACAAUGCAAUGAUUGUGUAAUAUAUGGAAAUAUUUAAGGCCAAUAUUCCCAAUAUAAGCCGCGUUCACACGUAGCAACAAAUUCGGUAUUUAGCGUUCACACGAGGCUAAAAUGCGCGGUCCAACAAAUACGGAAUUUAAAUAGAUUCGGUAUUUGUUGAAAUACGCAGCUUACCAGAUGCCGAAUUACUUCUCGUGCUUGAGAAAUUCCGAAUCUCUUGGACCGCGUAUUUCUCUCGUGUGAACGCUAAAUACCGAAUUUCUGAAGCCGCGUAUUUUAUAGACUGGUCCGCGCUCGACAGUUACACUUGCGUAAUGCGAGUAUGUCGAGCGCGGACCAGUCUACGUAUUUUAUUAGCAGUUGCUGUGCACUGAUU
Priapulus caudatus is the source of this 2029-nucleotide messenger RNA. RefSeq lists its product as uncharacterized. The record is from RefSeq and is a predicted model, not a curated record. The transcript is spliced from 7 exons. Gene Ontology annotation, molecular function: hydrolase activity. The coding region runs from base 1 to 846 and encodes 281 amino acids. Lineage: Eukaryota; Metazoa; Priapulida; Priapulimorpha; Priapulimorphida; Priapulidae.